Molecule: messenger RNA, 3282 nt
Organism: Cladocopium goreaui
Lineage: Eukaryota; Dinophyceae; Suessiales; Symbiodiniaceae
Source: the annotation of a GenBank genome assembly
AUGGCCAUGGUGUCUUUGGGCUUGGUGGCACUGCCUGAAGAACAUUUCGAGAAAAACGUUAGCAAUCCGGGCAAGGUGGCACCAGCAAAGGCCCUUUUGACCCAUCAAACUCCAGUUGCAGCCAUCAAGCAUGCAUUGCGCCAAUCAGCACGGGCUUUGGGGACAUCAGUGAGUGACCCCGAACAUAUCCGCAAGAAGCUUCCACCCACAGAGGAUUGCAAAGCGCUCAUGGCUGCCGGCCGCAUCUGGGUGAUUUUCAAGCUGGAGAUCCCAGAGGCCGAGUUCCAUCUCGAUUUGAAGUCUGGAUAUGUGAAGAAGCAAGCCGGAAGCGGCUUUGAGAUUCAGACCUGGGACCCUCUCAGCCCGAAGUGGCAUGCGUCCACUGCAUCCAGGAUGCCCGAGGCUCCAGCUUGGUCAUUCUAUGUUGGAAUCAGUGCCGACACGGCAGCUAGGAUCCUUGCGGACCCGACUGAGGCCCGUGGCUACAUCUUGGAAUCCUUCCAACACCGGGACAUGGGGAACUUGGUGCGCAAGCAAGCUGGGCAUAAAGUUGCUCACAUUUUGGCCGGCGUUUACGCCAUUCCGUUCUUUGAAGACAAGUACGGCUGCGCCUUGCUCCAGUCAAUUUUGGACGAGAAGAAGGCGGAGGAGAAGAGCCACAUCCUGACGAUCAAGGUAUCGUGCUUGGAUGUUGCAGCAACGCUGCAGCAUGUCCCCGGCAUGUCCUCCGUGUGGGUUCCACGCGAUAUGGACAAUCUAUACAAGUGUCCUCUCCGUGUGUCUUUGGCGACAUUUGCCUUGGCUGAUCAUUGCGUUCAAGAAGCCCAGCCUGCCAGCCUAUAUCGCGAGAAGAAGCAAAGCGUUGAAUUGUAUGACUCGCGCAAGAGGUUUGGAUGUCUCCAUGAUUUUCCAUCGCAGGCUCCUGCCACCAAACGGCCUGCAGAAGCUGAAAUCGAGUGUGGCAGUGCAGCCAAGAAGUUGACGACAGCAGAAGCUGCGAAGUUUGCGGCAGAAACCGUCAAGGCUUUGAAGCCUCGUGACCAGCAGCCUCCGGAGAACAUCGUGCCAGUGAGCAAAGUGGUUGCAGCAUCACCGCAGACAGCUGGCAUGCCACCGGGGCUGCAAGCCCCUAAACUUCCAGAUCUAGAAGAAGGGCGUCACUUGGGCGCUUGGACUAUCAUGAAGCGUGUCAUUCCUUGGGCCACUUGGCAGCAUAUGUUUGCUGGAGUGCUUCAAUCCUUGCCGACUUUCCUUUCGAAAGCUGCCUUGCCAUCAGCUGCAUCUUUGGCAGACCUAGCACCGCUGGAGAUCCAAUCAUCACAGUCCCAGGGCCUCAAGAACUUCAAGGAGAAGUGGAGCCCGGCAAAUUGCCUGCAGGCUAUCCAACAUAGUGGCCUCUACGAAGCCGGCCGUUCGCUGUACUGGCUGGACCCGGGCUUGAGCUCCAACGACACAUUGCUGCUUGAAGAGCCGCCCUAUGCAGAAGUCCUUGAGGCCGAGCAGAUUCUUUGCUGCAGCCAUGGGGCCGGAGAUCGCUUCUUCUUUCCUGGCGCUUUUGGGUGCUUUGCUCCCAAGCAUGUGUUGAACACGGGUGAGCUACCAACCAAGCUGUCUCUUCUGCACAAGCACACGCAGCUCUAUGCCUGGUACGUUGCUAUGUGCAGGGCAUGCCUGGACACGGAUUUGGAGCAGAUCAAGAAGCUUCAUGAGAUGGCCUUGACUGUCACUGUCAGGGCAUUGGCCACGACCGAUAGCAUCAGCGUGACCCUGGAGAUCCUCACGGUCAACGACAAGUCUCGACAGGGAAGCAAUUCGGACACCUUUUUGAUGUUCGCAAAGAAGGUCCAAUGCAUUGAGCGCCAGCAGGCCGCAACAACCAAGAAGGAUCUUCUCCAGAGCUUGAUUUCCAAGAAUGUGCGCUUCAACGGCACCAAGAUCAACAAGACUGUUCUUGAUGGGGCCUUGAAGGUGGCAGGCAUGCUGAGCGAUGCAUCUUCUGAGAUCCUGUCUCGCAUCCAGCGAGAACAUGGCCGAGAUGUUUUCUCCAACAAUUAUUCCAAAUUGGCCCGCUUGUGCACGCGAUGUCAGAAGCAAGUGGCUACUUUGGAGAAUGUUGGUGCUGGAGGCGGCGCUGAAACAUUGCUUGAGUUCACCUUGGGGGCAGCCUAUGUGGCAGUGGCCCGCAACCAAUGCAGCCCGGACUUCUUCAACGUGGAAACCAUAGACCCGCGCGGUGACGAGGUGGGCUGGGCUUGCGGGACCUUUGCUAAGAUUGCAGUUGCGCACCAGAUGGUUCAGCUCGCUGAAGCUGCUUGGCAACAAGCCCCCGUGGGAAGCUUGAAAGACGAAGCCAGAAAGACUUCAGACGCUUUGAAGAAGCUCGGCACACCUUUGGCUUUCCAUUACGCUGUGCCCAAAGAGGUGGAUGCUGGCUGCAGCAACGCAGCAGAAGAUGUGCUUGAGGUGUCCAACCCAUGUUCCCACCUCUUGAAGCCGGAUGUGACCACCAAGCUGGCGAAGAGCAUGCGCUCAUGCACCGCCCUUGCAAUUUCCCAUGUUUCGUGCGAAGCCACGUCAGCACCGCCUGUCAGCUUGAGGGAUCUUGUGAAAGGGGAUGACGAGCAAGAGGAUGAGCAGAAGACUGCAAGGGAAGCAGAGCGAAGCCACUUGUGGCGGGAGGCGCAGACGCUUGGGAAGAAGUACGUGCAGUUGGGCCUCUGGCAAGGCCGCACAAUGGAUUCGCUGGUGCCUGCCUUGGACAGAGCAUCGUUGCAGCCAGCCUUUGACUUCAUGAAAGCACAGUGCAAGGAGACCUCGAUGCUCUUUUUCUUUCAUGGUGGGCCGCGCUCGAACCGCCAAUUGAUCGAGCAGACGUUUGGCGACAAGGUCCCGGGCGGCGGCGGGCUGUUUGAUUGGAUUGUGCUCUACCGGCUCUACCGCUCCACAAAGAGUGCGCCAGGGAAGAGGAAUCGAAAGGUGUUUGCUGGCUCUGUCCGUUGUGAAACGGCCUUCCUCCGACUAUCAGUCCCACGGGUGAGGUUGGCUGUGAAAGCCCGGGAGGAUGACUUCACGUCGAAUGAGGAGUGCAACACCAAUGAUUUGCACAUGGUCAACGUUCCCCCGCCCGGAAAGUUGCCUCGCAUUCUCCGGUCUGACAAGACCCGUAUCUUCCCCGAUGCCACUGUCCACAACACGGUGAAGUCCUCCUCUGUGCCGCUGCUUCUUGUCAAGAUUUCAAGCCGGGAUUUGUUUGAUGACGGCUUGGGCAUAGAAUCUUGGUAG